CUUGCAGCUGCUUGCUGUUCCAGCCCUGCCCUCCUGGACCUGCCGGAGGCUCGCGGGUCUCCGAAAGCAUCCCGCCGCUGGGGCUGCAGCCGGGGAUGGGCGCCGCACACCUGCUCUGCGUUUUCUUGGCGCUCGCUGCGCCAGGGGUCCUCGGUCAGUGUAAGUUCCUGCCAAGGUAUCCUUUUGCUAAGCCUAAAAUUCAGAGUGAUCAGUCUGAGUUUGCUGUUGGGACAACUUGGGAAUAUGAAUGCCUUCCUGGGUAUUUCAAGAAGUCAUUCUUUACCACCUGCCUAAAGACCUCCAAGUGGUCAGAUGCUCAGCAAUUCUGUAAACGUAAAUCAUGUAUGAGUCCCAGUGAACUCCUCCAUGGCUCUGUCCUCACACCCAUGGGCAUUGUGUUUGGGUCAACAAUUACAUAUUCUUGUAAUACAGGAUACCGACUCAUUGGUGACUCAUCUGCCACAUGUAUUAUCUCAGACAAUACUGUAAUUUGGGAUAAGGAUGUGCCUUUUUGUGAAUCUAUUCCUUGUGCACCACCCCCAGCCAUCUCCAAUGGGGACUUUCUCAGCAGCAGUAGUGAGUAUUUUUACUAUGGAAUGGUGGUGACAUAUCGGUGCCAUGUUGGACAGAACGGGAAAAAGCUGUUUGACCUGGUGGGCCAGUCGUCAAUAUACUGCACCAGCAAAGACAAUCGAGUUGGCAUCUGGAGCGGUCCUCCCCCUCAGUGUAUUCCUCUAGUCAAAUGCCCAAUUCCAGAAGUUGAAAAUGGAAUUAUGGAAUCUGGAUUUAGACGUUCAUUUUCCUUAAAUGAUACUGUGAUGUUUAAGUGUAAGCCUGGCUUCACCAUGAAAGGCAGCCACACAGUAUGGUGCCAACCAGGCAGCAAAUGGAAUCCUCCUCUGCCAAAGUGCUUCAAGGGGUGUCUACCACCUCCUCAUAUCCACCACGGUAAUUAUAACAAAAUGGAUCAUGAAUUCUUUCCAGUUGGACAGAAAGUGUCCUACAGCUGUGAGCCUGGCUACGCUCUGGUUGGAACUCACAUUGUGCAGUGCACACCCUUGGGAACAUGGAGCCCGAUGGCCCCCACAUGUGAAGUGAAAUCAUGUGAUGCCAUCCCAAGCCAGCUUCUCGAUGGCCGUGUUGUGGCUCCUCCUAAUAUCCAGCUUGGGGCAGAGGUUUCAUUUGUUUGUGAUAAGGGGUACCGGUUAAAUGGCCAGUCUUCUAGUACAUGUGUCUCCAAAGGAAUGGGAGUGUUCUGGAAUAAUAAGUUUCCUGUCUGUGAACGAAUUUCUUGUGACUCUCCUCCUCCUAUCAAAAAUGGUAGGAGUGGUUACUCCUCUGGUCCCUUACCUCUUGGCACUUUUCUAAGGUACUCUUGCCUCGGUGGCUUCCGUCUCAUUGGAGAAAAAAACAUUUUUUGUAUAAGUAAAGACCAAGUGAAAGGAAUCUGGGAUAAAGCUGCUCCUAUAUGUGAACCAUUCAAUAGAAAUUCUGUUUGCCCUGAGCCCAUAGUACCAGGGGGAUACAAAGCUAAGAUGUCCAGACCACCAUACAAACAUGGUGAUUCUGUGACAUUUACCUGCAAUGCCAACUUCACCAUGAAAGGAAACAAAUCUGUUUGGUGCCAAGCAAAUAAAACUUGGGGACCGACACCGCUACCAACCUGUGAGAGUGAUUUCCACCUGGAGUGCCCACCACUUCCCGUGAUCCUUAAUGGACAUCAUACAGGGAACAAUGCUGGCCCCGCUGCCCCAGGAGUGUCUGUGACUUACAGCUGUGACCCUGGUUACUUACUUAAUGGAGAAAAGACCAUUCGCUGUUUGUCUACAGGAGACUGGAGUGCUGUCAUUCCCACAUGUGAAGAGGCACAGUGUGAAUCUCCAGGACCAUUGCUCAACGGGCAGAUAAAGGGGCCUGCGGGUCUUAGGGUUGGCGUAAUUGUGUACUUCUCCUGUAACGAAGGGUAUCAAUUACAAGGCCAACCUUCUAGUCAGUGUGUAAUUGCCGAGGAGAAGGCUUCUUGGACCAGGAUGCCCGUAUGUAAAGAAAUUUUUUGCCCGCCACCUUCUUCUGUUCUCAAUGGAAGACAUUCAGGCAGCUCUUCAGUGAACUUUCCAUAUGGAAGCACAGUCACUUACACCUGUGACCCGGACCCAGAGGAAGGAGUCAGCUUCAUCCUUAUGGGGGAGAAAACCAUCCGUUGUAUCACUGAUAGUCAGAAGAACGGGGCCUGGAGUGGCCCGGCCCCACACUGUGAACUUGCGACUUCUGCAGUUAGGUGUCCACCUCCCCAAAUUCUAAGAGGCCAAAUAUUAUCUGGGCAGAAAGAUCAAUAUUCUUAUAACAACACUGUGGAAUUUGCUUGCCUGUUGGGCUUCACCAUGAAGGGCAGCCCAAGAGUCCGAUGUAAUGCCCAGGGCACCUGGGAGCCGUCAGCACCCGUCUGUGAAAAGGAGUGCCAAGCCCCUCCUAAAAUCCUCAAUGGGAAAAAGGAAGAUAGGCGCAUGAUCCACUUUGACCCUGGAACAUCCAUGAAAUAUAGCUGUGACCCUGGCUAUGAAUUGGUGGGAGAAGCAUCCAUACAUUGUACCGCUGAGGGCGUGUGGACACCCGCUGCCCCUAAGUGCGAAGUGGCAGAAUGUGAACCCAUAGGAAAGCAACUCUUUAAAAAACCCCAGGAUCAAUUCAUUAGACCAGAUGUUAACUCUUCUUGCGAUGAAGGGUACCGGUUAGAUGGGAGUGUUUAUCAGCAGUGUAAAGGCACAAUUCCAUGGUUUAUAGAGAUUCGUCUUUGUAAAGAAAUCACCUGCCCACCGCCCCCUGUCAUCUACAAUGGGACACACACAGGAAGUUCCACCGAAGACACUGUGUAUGGGACCACCGUCACUUACACGUGCAACCCGGGGCCAGAGGCAGGAGUGACGUUCCACCUCAUCGGGGAGAGCACCAUCCAUUGUACGAGCGACGAUCAGGAGAGAGGCAUCUGGAGCCACCCUGCUCCUCUCUGUAACUUUUCCCUGCCUGCUGUGAAGUGCUCACAUGUUCAUGUUGCAAACGGGUACAAGAUAUCUGGCAAGGAAGCCCCGUAUUUCUACAAUGACAGUGUGACAUUCAAGUGUAACGACGGGUUUACUUUGAGAGGCAGCAGUAAAAUCCGUUGCAAAGCCAGUAACACCUGGGAUCCUGAAAUACCAGUUUGUGAAAAAGGUAAAAACCCAGUGGUAGAAAGAAAAAUGUGGUAUUCAUUUAUUCAUUAUUGUUUAUUAUCUCCCACCCAAAAAAACUUUUCUUCCUUUCCUUUAGAGUGCCAAGCCCCUCCUAAAAUCCUCAAUGGGAAAAAGGAAGAUAGGCGCAUGAUCCACUUUGACCCUGGAACAUCCAUGAAAUAUAGCUGUGACCCUGGCUAUGAAUUGGUGGGAGAAGCAUCCAUACAUUGUACCGCUGAGGGCGUGUGGACACCCGCUGCCCCUAAGUGCGAAGUGGCAGAAUGUGAACCCAUAGGAAAGCAACUCUUUAAAAAACCCCAGGAUCAAUUCAUUAGACCAGAUGUUAACUCUUCUUGCGAUGAAGGGUACCGGUUAGAUGGGAGUGUUUAUCAGCAGUGUAAAGGCACAAUUCCAUGGUUUAUAGAGAUUCGUCUUUGUAAAGAAAUCACCUGCCCACCGCCCCCUGUCAUCUACAAUGGGACACACACAGGAAGUUCCACCGAAGACACUGUGUAUGGGACCACCGUCACUUACACGUGCAACCCGGGGCCAGAGGCAGGAGUGACGUUCCACCUCAUCGGGGAGAGCACCAUCCAUUGUACGAGCGACGAUCAGGAGAGAGGCAUCUGGAGCCACCCUGCUCCUCUCUGUAACUUUUCCCUGCCUGCUGUGAAGUGCUCACAUGUUCAUGUUGCAAACGGGUACAAGAUAUCUGGCAAGGAAGCCCCGUAUUUCUACAAUGACAGUGUGACAUUCAAGUGUAACGACGGGUUUACUUUGAGAGGCAGCAGUAAAAUCCGUUGCAAAGCCAGUAACACCUGGGAUCCUGAAAUACCAGUUUGUGAAAAAGUUCUCUCUUCAGGCUGCCAGCCACCUCCUGGGCUCCAGCACGGUCAGCAUACAGGUGGAAAUAGGGUCCUCUUUGUCUCUGGGAUGACAGUAAACUACACCUGUGACCCUGGCUACUUGCUUGUGGGAAACAAAUCCAUUCACUGUAUGCCUUCAGGAAAUUGGAGUCCUUCUCCCCCUCGGUGUGAAGAAGCACCAUGUCAUCCGGUGGGAGAAGACCUUCAUAAGCUUCCAGCUGAUUCACACAUCAUAUCAGUUAAUACAUCCUGUCAAGUUGGGUACCAGUUGACUGGAUAUGCUUAUCGGAAGUGUCAAGAUGCUGAGAAUGGGGUUUGGUUCCAAAGGAUUCUACUUUGUAAAGUUAUUUACUGUCAGCCUCCACCAGAGAUUGACAAGGGGAGGCACAGAAGCGUGAUGGUAAAACACUUUCUGUAUGGCAAUGAAGUCUCUUAUGAAUGUGACCAAGGAUACUAUCUUCUGGGAGAGAAAACUCUGCGAUGCAUCAGUGGCUCUGAAGAGCAUGGAUCCUGGAGUGGACCUCCCCCACAGUGCCUAAAAUCUCCUGCUGUGACUCACUGCCCUAACCCAGAAAUCAAACAUGGAUACAAGCUAAAUAACAGUCACUCUUUAUAUUCCCACAAUGACAUAGUGUAUGUUGCCUGCAAUCCAGGCUUCAUCAUGAAUGGCAGUCACUUGAUCAGGUGUCACACCAGUAACAAAUGGGUGCCAGGUGUACCGACUUGUAUCAAAAUGGCUUCCUUGGGAUGCCAACCCCCACUUAAGAUCCCCAACGGGAAUCAUUCUGGUGGAGAUACAGCUCGAUUUUCUCCUGGAAUGUCAAUCUUGUACAGCUGUGAGCAAGGCUACCAGCUGGUGGGAGAGGCACUCCUUCUUUGCACACAUAUGGGAAACUGGAGUCAACCUACCCCUUAUUGUAAAGAAGUUAACUGUAGCUUCCCAGAGUAUAUGCAUGGAAUCCAGGAGGGGCCAGAACCUGGGAAAAUGUAUCAGUAUGGCACUGUUGUCACCGUGGAGUGUGAAGACGGGUUCACCCUGGAAGGCAGUCCCCAGAGUCAGUGUCAGGACGACCACCGAUGGAACCCUCCCCUGCCUGUCUGCAAAUCACCAGGCUCCCUUGCUCUUCUUAUUUGUGGUAUUUCUGCAAGUUUAGUAUUUCUUAUCGUCUUGAUUAGCAUCACCUCGUGCAUGAUAUUCAAAUACAAACAACGCAAUUAUUAUACAAACACAAGCCCUAAGGAAGAUCGUCACUUUGAAAUACAAGAAAUAUAUCCUAUUGAUCCAUACAACCCAGCAAGCUACGCAGGAGCAGGCACGUCAUUCGCGGACCUUCCCACGCGGAUUCUUGGCCAGGGGAAAAGCCACGCGGGGGGUGCGCAGAGGAGCAGCGAGAACCCCGGCCCGUCUGCAAUUGCCGGGGAAGCUGCGGUUAAAAGCCUUUUGUCCCGGAACCCCGCCGCGCUCCCCGACCCUGCGCGCGGAACCUGGCGCGUCUCUCUGCGCCCCUGGACGCUUUCCCCUUCGCUUUCCUUCGAGAUCGCAUCUGGUCAGGAGCAGUGCUCGGGGAGGAUGGCAGCGUCUUCCUCGAGGAGCCCGGGGCCUCUCGGGGGGCAGGUGCCCCCUCUCUCCGGCUCCGGAGGAGCCCUGCUGGCGGCGCUGGUGCUGCUCGCGCCGCCGGCGGCCUGGGGUCAAUGCAGAGCCCCGCCACAGUUUUCAUUUGCCAAGCCUUCAAAAUGGAUUGAUGAGUAUGAGUUUCCCACUGGGGCAUCUUUGCUCUAUGAAUGCCGUCCUGGUUACCACAGGAAAUUGUUCUCUAUCACCUGCCUACAAAAUGCAGUCUGGACAGAUGGUGAAAAGAACUGUAUACGUAAAUCAUGUGGAUCUCCUCCAGAACCCAUAAAUGGCAAAAUGGACAUAAAUAGAGACACCCAGUUUGGAUCAACAGUUAAUUAUUUUUGUAAUGAAGGAUACCGACUCCUUGGUCGAUCUUCUGCUGAGUGCAUCAUCUCAGGCAACACUGUCAUUUGGGAUAAUGAAGCACCUGUUUGUGAGAGUAUUCCUUGUGGGCCACCCCCAGCCAUCGCCAAUGGAGAUUUCGUUAGCACUGACAGAGAAUAUUUUUAUUAUGGAAUGGUGGUGACCUAUCACUGCAAACGUGGCAAGAGAGGGCAAAAGCUGUUUGACCUCGUGGGCGAGCCAUCAAUAUACUGUACCAGCAAGGACGGUCACGUCGGCGUCUGGAGCGGGCCUCCCCCUCGGUGCAUCAUACCUAACACAUGCAUGCCUCCAGACGUUGAGCAUGGAAUAAGGGUAUCUGAGAACAGAAGCUUCUUUUCCUUAAAUGAAGUCGUGACAUUUCGGUGUCAGCCUGGCUUUGUCCUGCAAGGACCGUCCAGGGUGCGAUGUCAGGCCCAGAACACAUGGGGGCCGGAGUUGCCGAGGUGCUCCAGGGUCUGUCCACCCCCUCCAGAAAUCCUGCAUGGUAAACACACCCCAAGGAACAUGGACAACUUUUUCCCUGGGCAGGAAGUGUUGUACAGCUGUGAGCCCGGCUAUGAGCUCAGAGGGGCUGCUGCUCUGCGCUGUACACCCCAGGGAGACUGGAGCCCCGCAGCCCCCCAGUGUGAAGUAAAAUCCUGUGCAGACUUCCUGGACCAGCUCCCUAGUGGCCGAGUGUUAUUGCCACUUAAUCUCCAGCUUGGGGCAAAAGUGUCCUUUGUUUGUGAUGAGGGGUUCCAAUUAAAAGGCAGCUCUGCUAGUCACUGUGUCUUGGUUGGAAUGGAAACCCUUUGGAACAGCAGUGUUCCUGUGUGUGAACAAAUCUUGUGUCCAAAUCCUCCAGCUAUCCUCAAUGGGAGACACACAGGAAAACCUCGGGAAGUCUUCCCUUUUGGAAAAGAAGUAACUUACUCAUGUGACCCCCACCCAUACAGAGGGAUGACCUUUUCCCUCACUGGGGAGAGCACCCUCCGCUGUACAAGCGACGGUCAAGGGACUGGGAUUUGGAGCGGCCCCGCCCCUCGCUGUGGACUUCCGGGUUACUGUAAUGCCCCAGAUCCUUUUCAGUACGCUAAGUUGAAAAUCCAGACCAACGAAACUGUGUUUCCCUUUGGGACAUCUUUAAAUUAUGAAUGCAACCCUGAGUACUACAGGAAGUCUUUCUCUAUCACAUGUCUGGAAAACCAGAUGUGGUCAAGAGCCAAACAUGUCUGUAAACGUAAAUCAUGUAGGACUCCUCCAGAUCCUGUGAAUGGUGUGGUGCACAUAGGCACAAACACGGAGUUCAUAUCCAGAAUCAAUUAUUCUUGUAAUAUAGGGUAUCGACUCCUGGGAAGCUCGUCUGCUAAGUGUAUCGUCUCAGGCAAUACUGUCAUGUGGGAGACAGAGCCGCCCAUUUGUGAACGUAUUCCUUGUGGGCCACCCCCAGCCAUCGCCAAUGGAGAUUUCGUUAGCACUGACAGAGAAUAUUUUCAUUAUGGAAUGCUGGUGACCUAUCACUGCAAACGUGGCAAGAGAGGACAAAAGCUGUUUGACCUCGUGGGCAAGCCAUCAAUAUACUGCACCAGCAAGGACGGUCACGUCGGUGUCUGGAGCGGGCCUCCCCCUCAGUGCAUCAUACCUAACACAUGCGUGCCUCCAGACGUUGAGCAUGGAAUAAGGGUAUCUGAGAACAGAAGCUUCUUUUCCUUAAAUGAAGUCGUGACAUUUCGGUGUCAGCCCGGCUUUGUCCUGCAAGGACCGUCCAGGGUGCGAUGUCAGGCCCAGAACACAUGGGGGCCGGAGUUGCCGAGGUGCUCCAGGGCAUGUCGGCCCCCUCCAGAAAUCCUGCACGGUAAGCACACCCCAAGGAACACGGACAACUUUCCCCCCGGGCAGGAAGUGCUGUACAGCUGUGAGCCGGGCUAUGAGCUCAGAGGGGCUGCUGCUCUGCGCUGUACGCCCCAGGGAGACUGGAGCCCCGCAGCCCCCCAGUGUGCAGUGAAAUCAUGUCCUGACUUCCUGGAGCAACUCCCCAACGGCCGUGUGCUCUCUCCACUUACUCUCCAGCUUGGGGCCCAAGUGUCCUUCGUUUGUGAUGAGGGGUUCCAUUUGAAAGGAAAUUCUGCUAGUUACUGUAUCUUGGUUGGAAUGAAGCGCCUUUGGAGUAACAGCGUUCCUGUGUGUGAACAAAUCUUUUGUCCAAAUCCUCCAGCUAUCCUUCAUGGGAACCACACAGGAACUUCUCUGGGACGCAUUCCCUACGGAAAGGAAAUCACUUACACGUGUGACCCCCACCCAGACAGAGGGAGGCCCUUCACCCUCCUGGGAGAGAGCACCCUCCGCUGCAUGAGCGACGGCCAAGGGAACGGGAUUUGGAGUGGCCCCGCCCCUCGCUGUGCGCUUUCUGGUCCUGCUGGUUACUGUAAGGCCCCAGAACAGUUUCCAUUUGCCAAGCCUACAACCCUGACUGAUGAGUCUGAGUUUCCAAUUGGGACAUCUUUGAAUUACGAAUGUUCCCCUGGGUAUUUUGAAAGUAUGUUCUCCAUCACCUGCUUAGAAAACUUGGUCUGGUCAAGAGCUGACGAUACCUGCAGAAGAAAAUCAUGUGGAACUCCUCUAGAACCCUUCAAUGGCAUGGUGCAUAUAAACACAGAUACCCAAUUUGGAUCAACAGUUAAUUAUUCUUGUAAUGAAGGGUAUCGACUCAUCGGUUCCCCGACUGCUGCUUGUCUCCUCUCAGGCAAUAACGUCACUUGGGAUAAGGAGCUACCCAUUUGUGAGAGUAUAUCUUGUGAGCCACCCCCAGGCAUAUCCAAUGGAGACUUCUACAGCAGCAAUCGAAGUGUUUUUCAGUACGCAACAGUGGUGACUUACCAGUGUCACACUGGACCAGAUGGACGAAAGCUGUUUGACCUCGUGGGAGGACGAUCAAUAAACUGUACCAGCAAAGGCGGUCAGCGUGGUGUUUGGAGCAGCCCCCCUCCUCAGUGUGUUCCUGCUAAUAAAUGCACAGCUCCGGAAGUUGAAAAUGGAGUUAGAGUGUCGGAAAAUAAGAGUUUAUUUUCCUUAAAUGAGACUGUGAGAUUUAGAUGUCAUCCUGGCUUUGUCAUGAAAGGGUCCGACACUGUGCAAUGCCAAGCCAACAGCACAUGGGUACCUGAGCUGCCAGGCUGCUCCAGGGCAUGUCGGCCCCCUCCAGAAAUCCUGCACGGUAAGCACACCCCAAGGAACACGGACAACUUUCCCCCCGGGCAGGAAGUGCUGUACAGCUGUGAGCCGGGCUAUGAGCUCAGAGGGGCUGCUGCUCUGCGCUGUACGCCCCAGGGAGACUGGAGCCCCGCAGCCCCCCAGUGUGCAGUGAAAUCAUGUCCUGACUUCCUGGAGCAACUCCCCAACGGCCGUGUGCUCUCUCCACUUAAUCUCCAGCUUGGGGCCCAAGUGUCCUUCGUUUGUGAUGAGGGGUUCCGAUUAAAAGGAAGCUCUGCUAGUCACUGUGUUUUGGCUGGAAUGAAAAGCCUUUGGAACAGUAGUGUUCCUGUGUGUGAACAAAUCCUGUGUCCAAAUCCUCCAGCUAUCCUUAAUGGGAGACACACAGGAGAACCUCAGGAAGUCUUUCCUUUUGGAAAAGAAGUAACUUACACAUGUGACCCCCACCCAGACAGAGGGAUGACCUUCACCCUCCUUGGGGAGGGCACCCUCCGCUGCACAAGUGACAGUCAAGGGACCGGGGUCUGGAGCAGCCCCGCCCCUCACUGUUCGCUUUCUGGUCCUGCAGCAUGCCCACCUCCACCGAAGAUCCGCAACGGGCAUCUCAUCGGAGGACAUGCAGCUCUCUAUCUCCCUGGGAUGACAGUCACCUACGCUUGUGACCCAGGCUACCUGUUAGUGGGAAAGGCCUUCAUUUUCUGUACGCACCAGGGAACCUGGAGCCAAUUUGAUCAGGAUUGCAAAGAGGUAAAAUGUAGCCUCCCACAGCUUAUGAAAGGAUUCCAGAAGGAGUUGGAAAUGAGAAGAGUGUAUCACUAUGGAGAUAAUGUAACUUUGGAGUGUGAAGAUGGGUAUACUCUGGAAGGAAGUCCCCAGAGCCAAUGCCAGGCAGACAACACAUGGCACCCUCCUCUGGCCACGUGUACAUCUCGCUCACGUAAUGCUCUUAUAGUUGGCAUUUUCUUUAGUGCGACCUUCUUCAUUUCACCCUUCAUUGUUUCCUGUUGGGUAAUUCUAAAGUGCAGAAAAGGCAAUAAUAUAGAUGAAAAAUCUAAAAAAGGGAUUAUCUGUUUACAUCCCCAAGAAGGCAACGGUGUUCAUCUUCAAACUCUGCAAACAAAUCAGGAAAAUAACAGGUCAGAAAUACUAAAUUCAACAGAGGACAGUAGAAGUGACCACAGGAAUAAGUGUCUUCCUUGACAAAGUACUAUAAAGUUGGAGAACACCUCAAAUUCAGAUGGUUGGCUGGAAAUCAGCCACUUCAUUUCAACAGAAUAAGAUCUGAGACUCAUUCAAUCUUGGAAGUGACUUCACAGAGAUGCAAACGUGUGCAUAUGAAGAUGCUGACACUCUCCUAUGUUACAGUGAAGCUCCAGCUCUUAUUUGGGUUUGUUGCCACUCUAACCCCUUUCUUGUGCUGAGAGCACACAGUGUGUUAGGCAAGGAAAGGACUGCACUUAGAUAUAUAAAUAGUCUGAAUUGCUUAAAGGAAGAUGGUGUGAGUUAGGAUUUCUGUUUACAAGUUUGUCUUCUUCCUAAUUUUCAAAUGUAUGUAAUGUGGUGGGCUCAUUAAGGAGAAAUGGGAAACUGCAGGAUGAAGAUAUGGAAAACAAGUCAAAUAUAAUUAUGUUACCCAGUGAUUCCACAAUAUUUUUAUUCACUUUGAGAGUCUUUAUAUACACAAAUUUCCUUCUCCGACAGACUGAUUUCUAUAGUGCAGAACCCACUCCUUUUAGAUAGACCGGAUUAAAAUAUAUGCUAAUAUCAGUUUUCAGUUUCUCUAGGGAUAAAAUGUAAUUUCUGUUUUAAAAUGGCAUUAAACUACUAUAGGGGAGAUGCGUUAAGACAAUUCAAGAGAAACCUCAGAAAUAAAAUUAAGCCUUGGAUAUUUCCUAAGCUCUAUUUCAAAAGCACUUUGUACUGUGUUCUGUAUUAAAACAAUACUAAAAUUUAAAUAAAAUAAUGAUUUUAUAAUAAAA
Molecule: messenger RNA, 11239 nt
Organism: Manis javanica (Malayan pangolin)
Lineage: Eukaryota; Metazoa; Chordata; Mammalia; Pholidota; Manidae
Source: RefSeq, a predicted model, not a curated record